Molecule: messenger RNA, 3399 nt
Organism: Hyaena hyaena (striped hyena)
Lineage: Eukaryota; Metazoa; Chordata; Mammalia; Carnivora; Hyaenidae
Gene: KCNB1
Product: potassium voltage-gated channel subfamily B member 1
Exons: 2
Coding region: 1-2577 (858 amino acids)
Biological process (GO): protein homooligomerization; potassium ion transmembrane transport
Cellular component (GO): membrane; voltage-gated potassium channel complex
Molecular function (GO): delayed rectifier potassium channel activity; protein binding
Source: RefSeq, a predicted model, not a curated record
AUGCCGGCGGGCAUGACGAAGCAUGGCUCCCGCUCCACCAGCUCGCUGCCGCCCGAGCCCAUGGAGAUCGUGCGCAGCAAGGCGUGCUCCAGGCGCGUCCGCCUCAACGUCGGGGGUCUGGCGCACGAGGUGCUCUGGCGCACCCUGGACCGCCUGCCCCGCACGCGGCUGGGCAAGCUGCGCGACUGCAACACGCACGACUCGCUGCUCGAGGUGUGCGACGACUACAGCCUCGACGACAACGAAUACUUCUUCGACCGCCACCCGGGCGCCUUCACGUCCAUCCUCAACUUCUACCGCACCGGGCGGCUGCACAUGAUGGAGGAGAUGUGCGCGCUGAGCUUCAGCCAAGAGCUUGACUACUGGGGCAUCGACGAAAUCUACCUGGAGUCCUGCUGCCAGGCCCGCUACCACCAGAAGAAGGAGCAGAUGAACGAGGAGCUCAAGCGGGAGGCAGAGACCCUGAGGGAACGAGAGGGGGAAGAGUUCGAUAACACGUGCUGUGCAGAGAAGAGGAAAAAGCUCUGGGACCUCCUGGAGAAGCCCAAUUCUUCCGUGGCUGCCAAGAUCCUGGCCAUCAUUUCCAUCAUGUUCAUCGUCCUCUCCACCAUCGCUCUGUCGCUCAACACGCUGCCCGAGCUGCAGAGCCUGGACGAGUUCGGCCAGACCACAGACAACCCCCAGCUGGCUCACGUGGAGGCCGUGUGCAUUGCAUGGUUCACCAUGGAGUACCUGCUGCGGUUCCUCUCCUCACCCAAGAAGUGGAAGUUCUUCAAGGGCCCGCUCAAUGCCAUUGACUUGUUGGCCAUCUUGCCGUACUAUGUCACCAUCUUCCUCACCGAAUCCAACAAGAGUGUGCUGCAGUUCCAGAAUGUCCGCCGCGUGGUCCAGAUCUUCCGCAUCAUGCGUAUCCUCCGCAUCCUUAAGCUCGCACGCCACUCCACUGGCCUCCAGUCCUUGGGCUUCACCCUGCGAAGGAGCUACAACGAGCUGGGCUUGCUCAUCCUUUUCCUCGCCAUGGGCAUCAUGAUCUUCUCCAGCCUUGUCUUCUUUGCUGAGAAGGAUGAGGAUGACACCAAGUUCAAAAGCAUCCCAGCCUCUUUCUGGUGGGCCACCAUCACCAUGACGACAGUUGGGUAUGGAGACAUCUACCCCAAGACUCUCCUGGGGAAGAUUGUGGGGGGACUCUGCUGCAUCGCAGGGGUGCUGGUGAUUGCUCUUCCCAUCCCAAUCAUCGUCAAUAACUUCUCUGAGUUCUACAAGGAGCAGAAGAGGCAGGAGAAAGCAAUCAAGCGGAGAGAGGCUCUGGAGAGAGCCAAGAGGAAUGGCAGCAUCGUAUCCAUGAACAUGAAAGAUGCUUUUGCCCGGAGCAUCGAGAUGAUGGACAUCGUGGUGGAGAAAAAUGGAGAAAAUAUGAGUAAGAAGGACAAGGUGCAAGAUAAUCACUUGUCUCCCAACAAAUGGAAAUGGACAAAGAGGACACUGUCUGAAACUAGCUCAAGUAAGUCCUUUGAAACCAAGGAGCAGGGGUCCCCUGAAAAGGCCAGAUCGUCAUCUAGUCCUCAGCACCUGAACGUCCAGCAGUUGGAAGACAUGUACAAUAAGAUGGCCAAGACCCAAUCCCAGCCCAUCCUCAAUACCAAGGAGUCAGCCACACAGAGCAAACCAAAGGAAGAACUUGAAAUGGAGAGUAUCCCCAGCCCCGUAGCCCCUCUGCCCACGCGUACAGAAGGUGUCAUCGAUAUGCGAAGCAUGUCGAGUAUUGAUAGCUUCAUUAGCUGUGCCACAGACUUCCCCGAAGCCACCAGAUUCUCCCACAGCCCCUUGGCGUCACUUCCCAGCAAGCCUGGGGGCAGCAUGGCCCCAGAGAUGGGCUGGAGGGGAGCUCUGGGUGCCAGUGGUGGGAGAUUUGUGGAGGCCAACCCCACCCCUGAUGCCAGCCAACGCUCUACUUUCUUCAUUGAGAGCCCCAAGAGUUCUAUGAAGACGAGCAACCCCCUGAAGCUACGAGCACUUAAAGUCAACUUCAUGGAGGGUGACCCCAGUCCGCUAGUCCCCGUUCUGGGGAUGUACCAUGACCCUCUCAGGAACCGGGGGGGCGCUGCAGCUGCUGUCGCUGGACUAGAGUGCGCCACACUCUUGGACAGGCCUGUACUGAGUCCAGAGUCCUCCGUCUAUACCACAGCAAGUGCUAGGACACCCCCCCGGUCGCCUGAGAAACCCACAGCAAUAGCAUUCAACUUCGAAGCAGGUAUCCACCAGUACAUUGAUGCGGACACGGACGACGAGGGGCAGGUUCUCUACAGUGUGGAUUCCAGCCCUCCCAAGAGCGUGCAUGUGAGCACCAGUCCCAAGUUCAGCGUCGGGACAAGAUCAGAGAAGAACCACUUUGAAAGCUCCCCCUUACCCACCUCCCCUAAGUUCUUAAGGCAGAACUGUAUUUACUCUACAGAAGCAUUGACUGGAAAAGGCCCCGGUGGUCAGGAAAAGUGCAAACUCGAGAACCACAUCUCCCCCGACGUCCGCGUGUUGCCAGGGGGAGGGGCCCACGGAAGCACACGGGAUCAGAGCCUCUGAGCUACCCCACCUGCAGCAGAGACUUGUGGCAAAAGACCUCAGAGGCGUGCUGUGAGCUUUUCUGCACGAACUCUGGAACAGAAAGGCUCUGCAGAGCCCGCAGACAGGAGAAGCACUCCAGAGGAGGCUCCCUAGGGCCCUGAGAGCCAUGACAGGUACAAUAGAAUGAAGUCGGCCAAGCCACAGGCUAUGGCGUCUCCUUGUAACAACUCUACUGCCCUCUUUGGGAGAGGGUACGGGCAGAACUCAUAGCCACCACUACCACAUGCUAGACCUAACCAAGGCCGCCUACUCUUCUGUCACGGCUCUCCAUCACGGCCUCAGGGGGUGACAUCUCCAUCCCUCGGGCUUCGGCUGGAGAAGGAUGCCGGACAACAAGUGGCCAGGUUGUCUGAUUCAGUUCCGGGUGUGGCCUAGCCACCGCGAGGAACUCCUGCACAUCACCUCCCGAUUGGAUCCCACUGAUAGAAGGCUACAGAGGAUGCUCACGUCAUGGGGAAGUUUCUGCACCAUAAACCACGGUCCCAGCGCAAAACCUUUAGUCAAAUGUCUUCAUUGACUUCAGUGUUCCGUAGUACCUGAGAUUUUAUUUUGAGAUAUCAUCAGGGUGAGUUGCACCACUUGUACUUGAUUCUAAUUGCCCCCUGGCAAUCUGGGAAGGGUUCAGACGGCAGGCACUCAGCCAACAGUGUGAACUGUGAGCAUUGCUUUAGGGUUGUAUAAGGAAAACCCUCUCUGUACAUCAUUAGCGUAGACUCAAAAGAUAUGCAAGUGUCAAAUAUGCAAAAGAAAUAGCUUAUUCAAAGGGACUGUAUGUUAUCG